AAACAAAAACUCCCAUUAUUUCGUUUCUCAGAACAAAAACUUAAAAAGUAACCAUCGUGACAAAAUGGUCUGCAAAGGAUGCAACAACAAAUGCCAAUGCUCCACAACAAAAUGUGGCGAUAACUGUGCCUGCAACCAGGAAUGCAAGAAUGGACCCAAGGAUCAAUGCUGCUCAAAUAAAAAUUAAUUUUGGAAAUCUUAUAAAAUAUGUGGAAAGUGUAGAGAAAAAUAUAUGAAACCAUACUUAUAAAAGAAUAAAAUAAUUUUAUUAAAGCAAAUUUUAUCCAUAGGCAAAUUUUUUCUUGGUUGGGAUUGGAACCACACCUACAAAAAUCGGAGAUGAAUUGUGGUAUAUAUCCUGGAACUUAGUAGUUUUGCAAUACUUAACUU
This is a messenger RNA of Musca domestica (house fly), 390 nucleotides long. Its product is annotated as metallothionein-2-like. Bases 65 to 187 code for a protein of 40 amino acids. The transcript is spliced from 2 exons. NCBI's taxonomy places the organism in Eukaryota, Metazoa, Arthropoda, Insecta, Diptera, Muscidae. The record is from RefSeq and is a predicted model, not a curated record. Gene Ontology annotation, molecular function: metal ion binding.